Molecule: messenger RNA, 11203 nt
Organism: Anopheles funestus (African malaria mosquito)
Lineage: Eukaryota; Metazoa; Arthropoda; Insecta; Diptera; Culicidae
Gene: raskol
Product: ras GTPase-activating protein raskol
Exons: 5
Coding region: 5687-11116 (1809 amino acids)
Biological process (GO): regulation of GTPase activity
Source: RefSeq, a predicted model, not a curated record
GGUGGUGCAUGUGAAAAACGGCGCCCGUCCACACGGCAGGGACCGGGUUCAAAUCCCAUCCGGACCGUCUCCCCGUAGCAUGGACUGACUAUCCUGCUACGUGGUAAAAUAAGUCUUGAUACGGCCAGGCCGUUCUAACCGAGCAAAAAAAAAAAAUAUUUUUUUUUAAUUAGACACUGUAGUUCUUUUUCAUGAUUUCAUCAAUUCAUUGUGCUUAUAACUAUAACAUUAAGAUCUGAAACAUAUAGUCCAUUACGAUAGCCCUAGUUUUGUGGCCAUGAUAUUAAGCAUAAUGGUUUUCAUUUGGUUUUAUCACGAAACAUUGCUUAAUUGGUUGUCUAUGUUCUCAUCGGUAUUUGUCAGUAAUAAUUAGAGCGUUUUGUUUGUAAUAGAGCUGGUGCAAUUAAACAGAUAAUUACAUAAAUAAAUAUCAAAAAGAUAUUGAAUUAACUGCCUCUUUUGUAAGCUUCAAUGGAUUUUGUCUCAUGCAAUCCGUUACUAUCAAUUAAUAGAAUGCACGGUUCACAGGGAAAGCUGAACAUUUUAAUCACCUAUGGAAAUGAUAUGAACCACUAGAGGACAAAUUUAUAUCAUCUUGAGAUAAGAACAUCCAGUUUAAUUCUGACUAAUAAUGCGACUACCUGAUAAAUAUGAAUCUAGUAAUCGAUUAUAUGACUUUUUUCAUGCCUACCAGCUGGCUAUGUGUGAGUUUCCAUAAUUUAUCCAUAGUUGUAGAGUCAGUCCAGCGAUCAAUUUGACCGAGAUCCAGAACAUACAUAUAUACAUACAUAUAUGUUGUUCAGCCGUGCAGUACGGAAGCAUUUUAUUGUUUAAUGGGGCAAAUUAUUCAUUCAUUUCUUCAUUUUUUGUGACGUAUUCUUUUUCAUGUAUGUGUGUGUGUGUGUGUGUGUGUCUGUUAUGAGUGUAAUAACUAGCUUAUUAGACUUAUUUUUAUGGACCCCACACAUGCGCAGCAGAUACUUUAACAUAUGCCUCAUUAACAUUUAUCCCGCUACCAAAGACAAAGAGAAACAGGAGAAGGAUCUGUUUUACGGCAGGCUCGCAAGAAUUUUUGACCAAUGUCGCAGUCAUAACUUCAACAUAGGAUGAUGAGAGACUUCAGUGUAAACGUCGGUCGGGAAUCGAUGUAUCACUUAUCAUUAAUAGUUAAAGUCUACAUGAGCACAGCAAUGACAGUGUUAGUAGAUUGGUUCAGUUUGCAGCUGUAUACAAUUUGGUUAAGUAUAAAUUUGUGUUUCAGGACAUCCACAAAGCCCUGGAUGGAGCCAUUAACAAACAGAUCUAUCACGUGUUGAUAAGCCGUCGGAAACAGUCGAACUGCCUGUUGAACGUCACAUACUUAUCGAGGGGUCGAUUUCGAUCACUAUUUGGUUGGCCUACCAAUACGAUACAAAACCUCUCAUCCCCGCGUCUAUGAGGGCGAAGUAAAUGCGGACUCCCUUAAAUGACAUUCAUGUCCAGGAGACAUGCUUAACCGACGCUCUAGUAUCAUAGAACAAGAGACGAGCGCUCUAAAACAAACAUUAUCAACUGUACCAAAGCCAUAAUCCAACCACGUCGGGACAACACCAGAUCUGGAUGGCUCGUAAGAUCUGCGCAUACCGAGUAUUGCAGCAACGACAUAGAACGUUUACAUACUUAGGGGAAUAUGCACGGCUCCCACUAGAGGUUGUUUCGCCGCACUAAGAAACAACACUGUGAGCAACAGCAGUUACGCGAAUUUUAAAUAAUCGGAAUACGUUACGGAUCCGGGAACAAAAUCUUGCAAAGAGACAGCAGAACCGCAGGAAGGUAGGUGGUGUAUGUAAUAAACGGCGUUGGUUCCACAUUACAGGACCUGGUAUCAAACCCCGUUUGGAUCAUACCUGCGUAACAAGAACUGGUUAUCUGGCCACGUAGUAAAAAUAAGUCUUGAUAUGGCCCGGCCGUUCCUAGCAAAUAACACCAUGCUACUGCCACAUACCAUUGAAGAAACACUAAAGGCAAACCGAAGGCUUAUGAAUAAUUAGGCACCAGGCACCGAAGGAAUAAUAGACGAACUGAUAAACAAUGGGAGUGCAGUACUGGAACAUGAUAUUCAUAAAAUUGUUACUGAGGUAUGGGAUAAUGAAUCGAUGUCUUGUGAUUAGAAUCUUGGAAACGUCUACGCCAUAUAUAAGACGAUAGAUAAGCUGGAGUGUUACAAUUACGGAGUUGAUAUCGACUACAAUAUAUUUUCCUUGAUAAUACAAGAUCGACUUCUGUCAUCCGUAGCAGAGAUACUAGGAAACUAUCAAAGAGGAUUCCGAAACGGGAAAUGAACCAUUGAAAAGAGCUUCAUCAUGCGGCAGACUUUGGAAAAAUGGUGUAGCAACAGCUCCGCUCCUUCCAUCUCUGCAUUAUGUUUCAUGAUGCAUAGCAAGAGGUAAAAUUUCUCUUUUGUAAUAACGGCCAAGCUUAUUAGACUUCUACGAAUGACAAUGAAUAACGUCACAUGUCAGACGAUGUUGGAUAGAAAACAUUUAGGACCAUUUGCUACCACCAAAGGUUUACGCCAAGGAGAUGAGCCAGCCUGACUACUCUUCAACCUAAAGAGGCCCAUCCACGACUCACAGAUGGAAACUUCUGGGAAAAUCUUCUAUAAUUCAAUACAGCUCCUGGCAUAUCCUGGUGAUAUAUACAUCAUUACUAUAUUGCUCUCCUGUGUAACGAAUUGCCAGAGGAUCGAGCAGACGACGGAACAUUUUUGGCUAGAGCUUAAGGCGUUGAUCUAAUGUAAUGGUGGGCAACAAUUUUGUUGGCAAAAUGUAUGGUUUUGAAAGCUCCUGAAACAUUUGUUAUCGACAAUUCUAAUUCAACUUGAAUUUGCCACCAAAAAAGCCUGCAAAUUGUUAAACAUUUUAGGCUUAAAAUGUUUUAACAUUUGAACAGUGCUGCUGAUCCUUGACCAUCACUUUUUCCUCCUAAGAAAUGUAAUGUACUUGUUGUUGUUGUACGUGCUAGGGUGUUGACUGUCAACCAGUCUGAGGAAACUUCUCCCCUCAGACUUGCCAGGAGCUGAUAGGCUGGUCAUGUCAUUAGCAUAGCACUGCGGACAACCCAGCUCGUAAUAUAUUUUUAGUUUGUCCUAACUCAGAGGGAACGAUCUGGAUGAUCUCCAUCUUGUCCAGGUACUUAUUCACCAGUUUGCCUUUCGUUCUUUACUUUCGUUCUCCUUUUGAAAUUCUGCAUCAUUUUAUGGUCCCUUGUGGCAUUAUACUCUGUUCUUUGUCCACAAGUGAUAAUACCUUCUCAAAAAUGUCGAAUUUGCUAAACUCGGUGGACACGCCAAGUAAAACAUCUUCGUUCUAGUUUGAAGUCUAGCUUUUUUUUACAAAUAUUUGAAAUGAGCUAUCCGAUUAUUUUCGAAGUGAUGUUAUAUGUUACAAUUUACAAGUUAAUGUAACAAAUGAAGUGAUUGUUCAAUCGCCAAAUUUUGGCUGAGCAUAUUAGGAAAGCCACAGAAUAGUAACAUAGGUGAAUUCGUUACUAGGAAUUCGUAUGACAAAUCAUUACAAUUUUCAAAUUUCGUGGACAAACUUAUAAAAACUACAUCUAUCACUUUGUUUUGCUCUACAAUGAUAAUGAUGAACAAUACGAAGAGAGUUAAAUACGGUUACAUUCUGGUUUUAUUCCUCUGGAACGUUAUGUACAACGAUUCUGAUGAUGACCCCUUUACGUCGUACGUGCAGCAUACACAAUGCAAUACUUUUUAUGUCAAUACGCAGACCCAGGUUAUGCAGUAGUAGUGAACAGUUAUCAACGAGACGGUGAUUUCAUCCAUCAUUCGACUAAUAUUUACUUCCCAAACAAUUAUUGUACACUGCCAAUAUGCGUGAAAGUUGAUCCAAUCCUAGCACAUUAACACACUUUUUCUACUGCAUAAGGUAGAUGGUAAUGUACUUAGUAUUGACUUGGUAGCUGCUCUACGAACAUUCAAUACUGAAUGAAGUGGUGGACAGUAAAAUGAGUAAAAUCACAAUAGUAUUGUCGAAGAAGCGGAAUGGAUGUGGUAGCGAUAUGUUUACUGAUUUUGAAACAGACGUGUCGUUUUUGGUAUUGGAUGCCUUCGGUGGCCGUUACUCAUUAUUAGCCAAAAUAGUGCCUGAACGGUUGUAUGAGACGCGACAUGCAUCAAUAAGUUCCAUUUAGAAAUGAAGAACUGCUUGAUUUUGGUUUUGGUUCCUCAUGGAUCAUAAAGAAAACAUGCAAAAUACUAUAUGAAAAGAAGUUGCAUGUGUCGCAAAUAUUUCUUCUACUUACUGCACUUUUCGAUUAUGAAAAUCCAUUCAGAGCAUUCAUCAUCUGUUGGUAGGCGAGGGGAGUGUUAUUCAUUUUCUUUUAUGUUUAGUUAUAUUUUUUCCCAAUAUUUCUCGAAUUUGAAACAACAGUUCUGAAACAUGAUCGCGCAAGUUUGUAAACAAACCACGCAUUAAAUGUCAAACUGGCUCCCAAAAUGGCGCAUUGUGAAUGUCAUGCGUUUCUAUGCGCCUGCACAACCAACUUAACCAUUUGCAGUAUUUUAUGCGCUAGUGUGCGUAACAUCUGCUGCAGGGCUGGAGGAUAAUAAAAAAUGGAAUAAAUAAUUGAAAACAAUAUUAAAAUUCACAGUGAUAUUGUUACACUUUUCUUGUACACCAUGAAAUGUAAAUUUGGUUUUAGUAGUUUUUGUAUACAGACCGUAAAUCAAUUACAAUACAAAAACAUAAAUGAUCUUUAUAGUAGCACAGCAACUAACCCUGCAAUAUUCUUUGUUACUGCGUAUAAGCAUAACUAUGAAGUGAGAAAAAGUGAGGGAGAGCGAGAUAGCGAGACACACAUUAAAGGGAUGGACAGCGCAAGAUAGAGUGAACAAGAAGGGAAAAAAUGUCAGCAUAGCAAAUGAAAGCAAACUGCUUUCCUUAUUGCUCAGCAAUUCGUUUCACGGCAGAGAAACUGUUCAAGCUGCUGGUGCAGAUUACGCCUCUGCCUGCGCUUGUUUGUCAAAUUUGUGUAAUAUUAUCAUGCUCAUCAGCCAGCAAGCAGUGUGUGACAUUACAGUGAUUGUGCGGAAAGAUGUGUAACAUGGGUGUACGCGAGUGAUAAUGUUAUAACUACAUCCAGUGGCCAACAUUCCAUGCAUCGCGAUCCGCCCCACAGAUGCUGCCACCAAUUCAUUUAACAUCUUCCAUUUCUCUCACACGUCCAUUGUGCGUUAUUCCGAAGGAGCGAGUGCGCGUCAUAACCCCGAGCAUAUAAACAAAAUUCCAUGGCUGAUGGCUGUUGAUCCAAUGUGUGCGUGAACGGAUUGGUACGUUUCGGACCGAGCACCUUUUUAAGCCUUAUGUUUUGUCGCUGGCUUUAAUCAUAUGAACUCACGGAAAGGGAAGGACAAAUAUGGGAUGGUGUAUCAAAGAACUUUCCACACCGAGCAUAGGUACAUGAUUCAUAAUUAAACAGCAUUUCGAUUAGUGCUGCUGAGCAGUGUUUGGCUUGGUAUUCGUGAUGAUUCAUCCAUUAUUUUCAACUCAGAAGAUUCAGUACCAAUCUCGCGUCAUAAGCUUAUCGGACGAUAGUGAAACUAGUGUGUCAUUUGUGCUGAGUUCUCGUGCAUCUUAGAAAAGGUGGAAAUAUUUAUACGAAAAAAAAGCAAAUCGUAGUUAAACGUAUGGCUUCAGACACAUCGUUUUCCUCGUCGGCGGAUUCGACGCGUAGAAGAUCGACGUUUUAUGUGCCAUUGACGAUCGCAAGCCACCAGUUAUCCGAAGGGACUGUGUGUAAAGAUGGUAACAUAGCGGCGGAUGCGCCUGCUGCUGAGAAGCGCACAAAUCACAUAGAAGCAGAAACUUCCACCCUAGAUGACAUUAAGCAUCUUUCCAUGGAGAGCAUUUACCAGCCGGACCUCAGUGUAUGUAGCUUCGGCUGGAGUAUAGAUGAGUCGUGUCAUGAAAAUUUGGAACCAGUGGCUGGCCAUAGUGAACAUGAGAACAAACUAAAACGAUACGGUGUGGUUUUAAAUGCUAGUGUAAAUAUAGACGACGAUGAAACAAAGUGCCAUCAUCAACAACAGACGCCGCGUCACCACCAAUCCAACACGUCCACACCGAUUCGAUUAGGGCAGUCGCGAAGCCGAAAUAAUAUCUUAUCCUCUAACCUGACGAAUGAUAGUGGAAUCACCACCGCCGAGCCCGGAACAGGUCGCAGUGGUAUCAUCUAUGGUUUGAUGAAAAGCGAACCACCGGUAAACGAUGCAGUACUGGCGGUAAAACAUAAAUCAAAAACAUUGCCACAAAACAUGUCGCUUGCUAAUUCUAUGCCUGCGAAGAGUUCAUUUUUACUCCAUUCCACACCACGCAUUUCGUCCGAUAGCUCUUUCGACGCUAAAAACUCUGGCAGCAUAGUUGGACUGUCGCCCGAACCAACACUACCGCCGGCAAUGACUUAUAUGUUUAGUCCAAAAAAAUCGCUUAGCUUCAUUCGGCGAACCCAUUCCACUAAACUUUCAAGGAGCAACUCAUUGCUGAAAAGCCUUACGUCCAAGUGUGUCGAUCAAAGUGCGGCCAAUGCAAGCUUGCUGCAAGUACCGGUAAAAGAACUGGAGUACGGUCGUUUGUGCCGGCUACUGGAACAACCGCUCAAGCUAGAUCAGAAGAUCAGAGACAUAUUUAUCUUGUGCAAAGACGAAAAAGAAGAGGAAAAUGCUGUACACUCAGAUACUUCGUACGAAAAGGCGUGUCGUCGGGGAUCAGCACCGAACACGCCUGUCAUGGGCCAGAAGGUGGAAUCGACAUCAAGAUUUACGAAUUUCUUUUCCAAAAGGUCCUUUCGAUCGAUACCACUAAAGCGGACAAAAUCAGUUAUCAAGCUGGACCGCUCCAAACGCGGCCAAGGCGGUAUAAGAGGAUCUAGAUCGCAUGAAAGUCUGCUGUCGAAUCACACAGUGAUGUCUACGAUUGAUCUAUCCGGUAUCGGAAUGAUCGAGGUAGUACCCGUCCAUUCAUCCGUACUUGGUAGACGCCAUUGCUUUCAAGUGCGAGGAAUCGCACGCGGAGAACGCUACUACAGUUGCGGUACACGGCAGGAACGUGAUCUGUGGAUAUAUAGUUUGCGUAAAUCCAUCUCACCCAACAAGCACACCAUACGGCGCCUGGAUAAUUCGUUGAAAAUGUGGAUUUACGAGGCAAAAUCUCUGCCACCGAAGAAGCGCUAUUUCUGUGAAAUUUACCUCGACAAAACAUUGUACGGCCGAACAUCGGUGAAGCUGCGAGCCGAUCUUCUGUUUUGGGGUGAAUUUUUUGAUUUCCCCGAUGUACCAGGAGCAAACACUAUCACCGUAAACGUGUUCCGAGAGGCGGAUAAGAAGAAAAAGCGCGAUAAGCACGUGCUAGUUGGAUCUGUCGUAAUCCCUAUUGAAAAAGUAACUGCCCGUACGUUUACGGAAGAUUGGUACCAAAUUGUAAUGGAUAAGCAGGACAACAUUAUUAAAAGCACAUCCAAAGAACCGAUACCAACGCUUAGAAUCAAAUGUCGAUAUCAAUCGAUUGACAUUCUUCCUUUGGUUGCAUAUAAGGACUUUCAAGACUUUUUGAAGGAAAAUUACAAAAAAGUAUGCGAAGCGAUCGAACCAAUAAUUGGCGUUAAAGCUAAGGAGGACAUAGGACAAGCGCUGGUAUUGCUAAUGCAUUCCCAAGGGAUGGCUGCCUCUUUUUUGUCCGAUGUGGUUGCGCUAGAUUUAUUGCGAGUUGACGAUCAACGAUUGACGUUUCGUGGUAAUUCGCUGGCCACGAAAAGCAUGGAAGCUUUCCUGAAGCUCAUCGGAGAACAGUAUCUGCAGGACACGCUAUCCAUACCGAUAGCGGAAAUAAUUGCUUCCGAUCGAGAUUGUGAGGUAGAUCCUACGAAGGUGAAUGGAUCAUUAUCACGGCAACAGCAGGCUCUUCGAAGAGCCGUCAAAUCUGUUUGGACAGCAAUCUUGGAAAGCAGUCGCACUUUUCCGGUUCAGUUGCGCGAUUGUUUCGCCACAUUUCGUGAACGGUUGCAAGAUUUAAAUCGUGAAGACAUGGUCGACAACUUGAUAAGUGCAUCUAUUUUUUUGCGUUUUUUGUGUCCGGCUAUACUGUCACCAAGUUUGUUUAACAUUACGAACGAGCUACCAUCCGCUCGAGCUACACGAAAUUUGACUCUCGUUGCCAAAACGCUGCAAACGUUGGCAAACUUUACGCGCUUCCAAGGGAAAGAGAAUUUUAUGGAAUUUUUAAACGAUUUUCUUGAACAAGAAGCUCCCCGAAUGAAACAGUUUCUUUACGACAUAUCCUGCACCGAUUGUAAUAACGAGGAUAACUUUCUGGACUGGUCGGGAUGCAUUGAUCAAGGAAGGCAGCUGUCGAUUUUGCAUAGCUUACUAUCGGAAAUAGUGCUGAAGCUGUCGGCAGAAAAGCAACACGAAAUUCACCCACUGCCUGCUAUACUAGAAUCGAUCACGAAAGCAAAGGAAACUCAUUGCACUAACGCACAAACUGAAGAAGAGCAAGGUUGUGAUGGAAAAUUGCAAUACGCUCAUCAACAAGAAAGCUAUGCAGCCAAAACUAUCGGAAUUGGAAGCAAUCAGCUAGGUACCGUAUCAUCGACAUUAUGUGACAAGAAUUUAAACAUUUACAAGUACAACGAUUACACUGCCGAAGCACAGAACGUGCUACUAGUGACAAAACAGAACCAUUCAUCCAAUAGUUCAUUGGCUCAUUCCACGGGAGCCUCUAAUAAUUCACUAGUUACCAGCUUGAAGCUACUAAACGGUGCGCCAGACAAAAGUGGCAUCAGUUCCGGUACAUCGAACAAAUAUAGUUUCAAUCAUCCUCAGCACAGUACCAGCAGAAUGAACAUCGUCGGCUGCACCAGUUUGCGGACGUAUUCCGCUACCGCUACCGGAGCUGCGUCUGGUAUGAUGAACAAUAUGGCGACAAACAGUUUACGAAACGAAAAGGACAAAACAAACAAUUUGCAGGGUGAUAUACGGGCAAGUACAUUGCCACGGUAUAGCAACUACACGACAAGUGUAUCCGUUGGUGAGAAAGUGUUUGGCGGCGAUAAACCAAUAGGAUUGGGUCGCGAAAUCAAUGAAAACGCCACGCCCAAUGCAGCAAACUGCAAUCUUAUUCAGAUUGACAUAGAUCCGAGCAAUCCUUUUAAUAGAAAAAGUCCCACUCCGUUGAUGAAGAAUCUUUCCUACAGUCAUUAUAUUGCUAGCAACUGGAAUCAAAAAGGGUCGCAACAAAGCCUUUUAAGCCCUGUUUCUGAUCAUAGCGAUUUGGAAAAAAAUGCCCUUAAUUUGGGUAUUCCGCAUACUGAGACAAGCCGCGAACAACAGUAUGCUCAAUGUACCUACACGACCGCACCACAGAAACCCGCAACUGUCGCAACAAUAUCGUCGUAUGCACCACGUCGAACUACGGUAACAACCAACCCUUCAAAAAUGCCAAUGAGUCUAGAAGAUUUGGAAGAUCUGUUGAACUAUGCCGAUGAGCAAAAGCAAAGUACCAUGGGUGAUUGUGUAUCAGGUCGUAGCGCCAGCAUCACCGGUGGUGUAUGCGAGUCUACUAGCACAAAUGCGAAAGGUCUGCUUGGUUGCAACGGUAGCAGUGUAUCAAUCGGCCAAAUUUCGAACAUUUGUAGUUCGGGUUACCAAAGCAUCCCAAAUCAAUCGGCAUGUUCGAGCCCAGGGGAAUUGGCUGGCCAGCAGCGAAUAGAAUAUGUUGCCAACAAAGCACCGCCACCGCGCAAGCUAACGACCACGCUAAUUGGAUACAACACAGGAAAUGGUAUUGAUUUAUGCUUGAAUGAGCGUUCGACUACCAAAGCAGAAUUGCCGGCGUCCAGUAUUAACUUGCAGCUAUUUAAAGAUCGUGACCAAGCAACCACAUCACAUAUCACCGAUCGUCGCGAGCAUGAAAUACCGUAUAAGCAGAGCAACCCUGGUAGAAUUUUAAACAAUAAUUACGUUGAUAGUGCAUAUGAUGUCAUACCAUCGUUCAAAAGUACCCUGUCUGGAAGUGCAAUAGUUAGCACCGGCCAUAGUCCAGCGAAGACAAAUUCGCGCAAUGUCGCGCCAGAUACUGUCGAAUAUUUUGAGACCAACCGAACUACUAAUCAGCAAUCGCGACAAAAAAGAAACAUCAUGCAAGGAGCUCGUAAUUGCGGUGAUAGUAUGCACAGUGAGUCGAGCAGUGAUGAACGAUUCAGCAAUACUACGUCAGAAAACUACAACGAAUUUGACUCUUUAACCACAGCAAACGUGUCGUCUAUAGAACGAAACCCUGUUUCAAUCAACAAUGGGAAUGAUUAUGAUCCUACUGCCACUGGUCUGUACGGACGCCGAAUAGGUAGCAACCGUAUGCCGCGGACAAAUCCUUUGAUGCAGUACAAAAAGGAUGACAAUUCAUCGGAGGUCCUUGGUCAAGCAAUUGGUGGCAAUUUUGGUGUUGGUUUUCAAAAUGGACAUCGAGAUCACAGUUUUCAAAAUCGUCACCAUCGGCGGCUUUCGCUGGAGUGCGCACGGACGUUAUCCGAUAGCUCUACUGACGAAACCGAAAGUGGUAACGCAAGAACGUUCAAUGCGAACCAUCACUCGCAACAACAUCAUCACACUACCACUACUUCACAUCACAACAAUUUAAGGGAAAAUGAGAACAAAAGGCGACGAAAUCCCAACAAAUCUGUUGAGCAAUGCGAGCGAGAAAUUCAGCGACUACAAGCAUCGUUAGACUCUAUGCGUCAAAAGCUUGAAAUGUCCGAACCAUUGGAAGGAAAUACCGAUAAACUAGAGGCUGUUGCGAAACACAGCGAUAGUAAGAUUCGUAGCAUAAUCGGAAGGUUGCUAACUAUGGAAGAGGAAUUGCGGCAAGAACAGUACAAAAUGUCUCUGGUAUUGUCUCACAAGCAACGGGUAAUCGAAGCACAAGGACAGCAAAUUGCAGCCUUAGAUGCGGCCAACAAUCGACUACUUUCAGCAUUGUCUACCUUGCAGAACCGAUAUGAAAGUCAAUCUAAUCAAAGUGAUGAUACCUCAUCGUCGCACCCCAACGCGGGUGCUUCCUCUUGCUAGACGUUAACAGAAACAUGUAUGGAAUGUAAUUUUGAUGUUUUGUAUUAUCAACAGUUUUAUAAAUGAGAUGCUCUCUAAAUUUCCAAA